Molecule: messenger RNA, 471 nt
Organism: Nylanderia fulva
Lineage: Eukaryota; Metazoa; Arthropoda; Insecta; Hymenoptera; Formicidae
Source: RefSeq, a predicted model, not a curated record
AUGGCGAAUCGCGAGCAUGCAAUACCGAUGCCUGCACCGCUCAUGCCGAUCGAUCACCUGCAGGUCGAUCACGGCCACAUGCAGCCUGGCUACAUGCAACCCGGCUACAUGCAACCCGGCUACGUACUGCCUAGCCGCGAUAUUCGGCCCCCCCAGUACGUAUUACAAUUGUUGGUGCCAGGACGACAACCGCAAAAUGUGACUGAACGAAGAAGGCGUUAUCGCCAACGUCGUCGAGAACGGCGGCAACAACAACAACCGCCGCCGCUGCAGCUACCACCACCACCACCACGACCACCAUCACCACCACCACCACCUCCACCGCCACCACCGCCUCCACCGCCACCACCGCCUCCACCGCCACCACCGCCACCACCGCCGCGACCGCCACAUGGCCAAAGGGGGAUGCAAAGGGGGAUGCGUGGUCGAAGAGGAGGGAGGGAGAAAAUGUAUAUUUGGAACAUUUUUUAA